AUGAAAGAUUCAAUAAAAAGCAUUGUAAAUAACUCAAGAACAGGAGAUGAUAGAUUCUUAGAAAUCAUCGAUUAGGCUUUUAACCCUAUCAGGUGUGAUUAAAAGGAAUUAAAUUUUUUAGUAAAUUUUCUCGAGGGAAAUAAUUUUAAUAAAUGGAUAGCAUAAAAACAGAAGGUUUCUUCUGAACUCAAAAAUUUAGAAGAAGAUUUGGAAAUUUAAAUAUAGAAAAUCUACACGAUCUGUCAUUUGUUUGAUUAAUUAAAUACUCAUUUGCAAUAUUAUAUUACAGAUCUUAGUUCUAAUGAAGGAGAGGAAAAAGUUAGCGUUUUUUAAUUUCAAGGAUUCUCAAAGUUCAAAGACUAAUUAAUACCAAAAGAUUUUAUUCUCAUAAGAGAUAUAAAUGGAAAUAGAACUUACAAAUAGAAUGAAUAGAUACUUAGAUAGUAACAUAAUUAUCAUAUAACAUAGAGAGAAUAAAAUAUCAGGAUAGAAAAAUGAAAAAAUAUUAAAUAAUUUUGAAUAAAUGAAAUAUUUAGAUUUCAAAGGUCAAUAUGGAAUUAAUGGAUACAAAAUAAAAUAAUGGAACUAUUUUUGGAAAGAAAAAAAUGUUGGAGGCGGAUUAUACAAUAUAUACGGAUAAAAAGUUGGAAGUUGGAUAGAUUUAUGUGAAAAUUAUUGGGAGUAAUUUUAUAAAAUAAACUUAAAGUGAAAAUAAAGUGUAUGAAGAAGGAUAAUAUGAAAAAAAUAAAAGAUUUGGUAAUUGGAUAUACAAAUGGAAUAAUAUAAAAAUGUAAUAAAUUAAAUAUAAAUUAGUGGAGGAGGAUAAUAUGAUGAGAAUGGAGAAGGAACUAAAAUUGGUUACUGGAUCGAUUUAAGUGAGAAUUUUUCUCGUAGUCAUUAAGUCAUUUAUAACGGAAAAUAUAAAGAUGGUAAAAAAGUUGGCAUUUGGGAAAUUAAGUUUAAGUAGAGUUAGUGGAAAGAAUUUAAAUAAAUGUAUAAUAGUAUAAAAAAUUGUGGUGUAGUGGUGGUGGAUAAUAUGAUAAUGAAAACGGCGAUAUAAAAGUAGGUAAAUGGAUUGAAUUGAGUGAAAAUUUCAAACAGGAUGACCAAAUUGUAAUUUGUGGGGAAAAUUAAAAUGGCAAAAAAUUUGGGAGAUGGGAUAUUUUGUCUAAGUAAAACGAUUGGAAGGAAUUUUAUUAAAUGUAAAAGAUAAUAAAUACAGUUGUAGUGGAGGAGGUUCAUAUGAUAACGGAAAUGAGGAAAAANAAUACCUUAAGAUUAAAUAAUAUAAAUUGA
This is a messenger RNA of Paramecium octaurelia, 1296 nucleotides long. The record is from the annotation of a GenBank genome assembly. NCBI's taxonomy places the organism in Eukaryota, Ciliophora, Oligohymenophorea, Peniculida, Parameciidae.